AGUCGCCUUUCGCCGUAGAACUCGACGGGCAGCUGCUUAGGUUGCUACACCGGGAGAGCAGGGAGGCGCUGAGCCGAAGGGAAAAAGGAAGCCCCACAAAAACAAGCCGCGCUCCUUUCGCUUGGAGAAAAGGCUCGGGGGCGUGCGCAAACAUGGGGAAGUCUCUUUCAAUGCCUUUACAUGGAUCUAAAGAAGAUGGGGUUUCAUCAACGGACAACUUGAGGAAGGGAUUAGUUCACUCGGAAUCUCACAGUGAAGAUGGACGAAAUGGAGACGUGUCACAGUUCCCAUAUGUUGAAUUCACGGGAAGAGAUAGCGUCACAUGUCCCACGUGCCAGGGGACAGGGAGAAUUCCACGCGGGCAGGAAAAUCAGCUUGUUGCCCUGAUUCCAUACAGUGAUCAGAGACUGAGGCCAAGAAGAACAAAACUUUAUGUUACUGCUUCUGUAAUUGUAUGCUUACUACUUUCUGGGCUGGCAGUAUUUUUCUUAUUUCCUCGAUCAAUUGAUGUUGAAUACAUUGGAGUCAAGUCAGUAUAUGUCAGUUACGACGCACAGAAGCGCAUAAUAUACUUAAAUAUUACGAACACAUUGAACAUCACAAACAACAAUUAUUAUUCGGUGGAAGUUGAAAACAUAACGGCGCAGGUGCAGUUUUCAAAGACUGUUAUUGGGAAAGCACGGCUGAGCAAUAACACUCACAUUGGCCCACUGGACAUGAAACAAAUCGAUUAUAUGGUGCCCACAGUUAUACAAGAUGAAAUGAGCUACAUGUUUGAUUUUUGCACCCUACUCUCUAUCAAAGUGCACAACAUAGUAGUCAUGAUGCAAGUGACCGUGACCACCUCUUACUUUGGUCACUCUGAACAAAUAUCUCAGGAGCGGUACCAGUAUGUUGACUGCGGUGGAAACACAACUUACCAGCUGGGACAGUCAGAAUACCUAAAUGUACUUCAGCCGCCUCAGUAGAAGAAGCAGAGUUUCUGGCUGCAGGAGGAAAGAAGAUUAACUCUUGGUUCUUUUACUACUCAUUGAAGUUGAACUUUCAUAUCUAGUACUGCUUAAAGAGGUGGAUGUAUAUAAUUUAGCAGCCCUGAAGGCUUCUGUACUUUGGAGGUGUGAGCAGCAAAAGGUCAAACUGUAUAUAUUCACGUUUGAUAACUUUCCCCUUUCCACUCUAAAUGUGUAAGUAUUCUGUCAAACUGUUACUACGGGGAAGCAGGGAGGGGUGGCUGUUAAACCAGCAAAUCUGUAUUUUCCCUAAAUGGAAACAUGGGUACAUGAUUAUAAAAGUCGGAGUGAAACUAUAUAAUUGUAUAAAUUAGGCUGUGCUGCUAACAAG
Molecule: messenger RNA, 1341 nt
Organism: Lacerta agilis (Sand lizard)
Lineage: Eukaryota; Metazoa; Chordata; Lepidosauria; Squamata; Lacertidae
Gene: TMEM106B
Product: transmembrane protein 106B
Exons: 8
Coding region: 153-968 (271 amino acids)
Biological process (GO): lysosome organization; lysosome localization; dendrite morphogenesis
Cellular component (GO): lysosomal membrane
Source: RefSeq, a predicted model, not a curated record